Chrysochloris asiatica (Cape golden mole) is the source of this 5835-nucleotide messenger RNA. RefSeq names its product golgi brefeldin A resistant guanine nucleotide exchange factor 1 (gene GBF1). Bases 250 to 5835 code for a protein of 1861 amino acids. The record is from RefSeq and is a predicted model, not a curated record. Lineage: Eukaryota; Metazoa; Chordata; Mammalia; Afrosoricida; Chrysochloridae. Gene Ontology annotation, molecular function: guanyl-nucleotide exchange factor activity. The transcript is spliced from 40 exons. Gene Ontology annotation, biological process: regulation of ARF protein signal transduction.
CAGUGAGCUGACAGGGAAGGUAACCGGUUCCACCUCCUGUCCCGACCGACUCAUCCCGGCCGCCUUUGUGGUCGCACCCUGCCAUCGGCCUCAACUUCCAGGAAACGGGCUCCUUCCUAUCUCCCACCUGCCAUCAGAGCCGGGAGAGUCGUUCCGAGACGCCUCCGGGGCCCGGGCUGGACAUGAACAGCGGCUGCUGGUCCUGGGACUAGGCCCCGCCAUUUUGGAUCCGCUGACAGGUUUGCCAGGAUGGUGGAUAAGAAUGUUUACAUCAUUCAAGGGGAGAUUAACAUUGUGGUUGGGGCCAUCAAACGAAAUGCCCGAUGGAGCACCCACACUCCAUUGGAUGAAGAACGGGAUCCUCUGCUGCACAGUUUCAGUCAUCUAAAGGAAGUUUUAAACAAUAUAUCAGAACUCUCCGAGAUUGAGCCCAAUGUAUUUCUCCGUCCAUUCUUGGAAGUGAUUCGCUCUGAAGAUACCACUGGCCCGAUCACUGGACUGGCACUCACUUCUGUCAACAAGUUCCUGUCCUAUGCGCUCAUAGAUCCCAUUCAUGAGGGUACAGCUGAGGGCAUGGAGAACAUGGCAGACGCUGUCACCCAUGCCCGUUUUGUGGGCACGGACCCUGCCAGUGAUGAGGUGGUCCUGAUGAAAAUCCUUCAGGUUCUGCGGACUCUGUUGCUGACCCCAGUGGGUGCCCACCUGACCAAUGAAUCUGUUUGUGAAAUUAUGCAGUCUUGCUUCCGGAUCUGCUUUGAAAUGAGACUUAGUGAGUUAUUGAGAAAAUCCGCAGAGCACACUCUCGUAGACAUGGUGCAGCUGCUCUUCACAAGGUUACCUCAGUUUAAAGAAGAACCGAAGAACUAUGUGGGGACUAACAUGAAAAAGCUGAAAAUGAGAGCAGGCGGCAUGAGUGACUCAUCCAAGUGGAAAAAGCAGAAGAGAUCUCCCAGGCCCCCUCGCCAUAUGACCAAAGUCACACCAGGUUCAGAGUUGCCCACCCCCAAUGGCACCACCUUAGCCUCUAACCUCACUGGUGGCAUGCCCUUCAUUGAUGGGCCUACACCCAUCUCCUCUGCAAGUUCAGAAACUGCCUCAGCAGUGGUCAGCCCCUCUACAGACAGCGGCCUGGAGCACUCCUCCCAGGCCACCUCCAAGGAGGACCUCACCGAUCUGGAGCAAGCUGGCUCUCCAGGCUACAGUGCAGCUGCAGGGCCUGUGAGCAAUGAGCUCAGGGCUCCCGAACAGCCUGACCCCCAGGAAAGUACCCAGGUGGAAAAGGCCCAAUCGGCAUCUGUGGAAUCUAUCCCUGAGGUAUUGGAGGAGUGCACAUCCCCUGCUGACCACUCCGACUCUGCCUCUGUCCAUGACAUGGAUUAUGUCAAUCCCCGGGGUGUGCGCUUUACACAGUCCUCCCAGAAAGAAGGUACAGCUUUGUUACCCUAUGGACUUCCGUGUAUCCGAGAGCUCUUCCGUUUUCUCAUCUCUCUCACCAACCCACAUGACCGCCACAACUCAGAGGUUAUGAUCCACAUGGGCCUGCAUUUGUUGACAGUAGCGCUUGAGUCAGCUCCUGUCUCCAAGUGCCAGACCCUCUUGGGCCUCAUCAAGGAUGAGAUGUGCCGCCACUUAUUCCAGCUCCUCAGUGUAGAACGCCUGAACCUUUAUGCUGCUUCCCUGCGGGUAUGCUUCCUGUUGUUUGAGAGCAUGCGGGAGCACCUCAAGUUCCAGUUGGAGAUGUACAUCAAAAAACUCAUGGAGAUUAUCACUGUGGAGAACCCCAAGAUGCCUUAUGAGAUGAAAGAGAUGGCACUGGAGGCUAUUGUGCAACUCUGGCGCAUUCCCAGUUUUGUCACUGAGCUCUACAUCAACUAUGACUGUGACUACUACUGUUCCAAUCUUUUUGAGGACCUCACCAAGUUGCUGUCCAAGAAUGCCUUCCCUGUCUCUGGUCAGCUCUAUACAACACACCUGCUGUCACUUGAGGCCCUAUUAACAGUGAUUGACAGCACUGAAGCCCACUGCCAAGCCAAAGGCCUCAACAACCUCACCCAGCAGGAAAAGAAAGAGGCAGCCAGACACAGCUGUGAGGCAGUAGAUGGUACCCGAGACGCCAGUAGUGUUGAGAAAGCAGUCAGCGAGAGGAAAACUGUAGGCAUGGCCCCUGAUAUCCCAGGCCUGCAUCUGCCAGGUGGAGGACAGCUGCCAGCAGAACACGGGAAGUCAGGAUGCAGUGAUCUGGAGGAUGCUGGUGAUUCUGGGGCUGACAAAAAGUUUGCCCGGAAGCCACCUCGAUUUUCUAGUCUCCUGCCAGAGUCACAGGAACUGAUUGAAAUUAAAAACAAAAAGAAGCUGCUGAUCACUGGCACAGAGCAGUUCAACCAGAAACCAAAGAAAGGGAUCCAGUUUCUACAGGAAAAGGGCCUCCUAACUAUCCCAAUGAACAACACAGAGGUAGCCCAGUGGCUCCGAGAGAACCCUCGACUGGACAAGAAAAUGAUUGGAGAGUUUGUGAGCGACCGUAAAAACAUUGACCUGUUGGAAAGCUUUGUGAGCACCUUCAGCUUUCAAGGUCUGAGACUGGAUGAGGCUCUCCGCCUCUAUCUGGAAGCCUUCCGCUUGCCUGGGGAAGCACCAGUCAUCCAGAGGCUGCUAGAGGCAUUCACAGAGCACUGGAGGAAUUGUAAUGGCUCCCCAUUUGCCAAUAGCGAUGCCUGCUUUGCCCUGGCCUAUGCUGUCAUCAUGCUUAAUACUGACCAACACAACCACAAUGUUCGCAAACAGAAUGCACCCAUGACCCUGGAGGAGUUUCGCAAAAACCUAAAAGGUGUGAACGGAGGCAAGGACUUUGAGCAAGACAUCCUGGAGGACAUGUACCAUGCCAUCAAGAAUGAGGAAAUUGUGAUGCCUGAGGAGCAAACAGGUUUGGUUCGGGAGAACUAUGUAUGGAAUGUGCUACUCCAUCGGGGUGCCACCCCUGAGGGCAUAUUCCUGCGUGUGCCUGCUGGCAGCUAUGAUCUUGACCUCUUCACCAUGACCUGGGGCCCCACAAUUGCUGCUCUUUCUUAUGUCUUUGACAAAAGCCUUGAGGAGACAAUCAUCCAGAAAUCCAUCUCGGGCUUCAGGAAGUGCGCCAUGAUCUCCGCCCACUACGGCCUCAGUGAUGUGUUUGACAAUCUCAUCAUCUCACUGUGCAAAUUCACAGCUCUCAGCAGUGAGUCUAUUGAGAACCUGCCCAGUGUAUUUGGAAGCAACCCUAAAGCCCACAUUGCGGCCAAGAUGGUCUUCCAUUUGGCACACUGUCAUGGCGACAUCCUGCGGGAAGGCUGGAAGAAUAUCAUGGAAGCCAUGCUGCAGCUCUUCCGAGCCCAACUGCUGCCUCAAGCUAUGGUGGAGGUAGAAGACUUUGUGGAUCCCAAUGGCAAGAUCUCUCUGCAGCGGGAAGAGACACCAUCAAACCGAGGAGAGUCAACAGUGUUGAGCUUCGUGAGCUGGCUGACACUGAGUGGUCCUGAGCAGUCUAGCAUGCGAGGCCCAUCCACUGAGAACCAAGAGGCCAAGAGAGUGGCCUUGGACUGUAUCAGGCAAUGUGAUCCAGAAAAGAUGAUCACAGAAAGCAAAUUCCUCCAACUGGAGUCACUGCAGGAGCUCAUGAAGGCUCUAGUCUCGGUGACACCAGAUGAGGAGACGUAUGAUGAGGAGGAUGCUGCUUUCUGUCUGGAGAUGCUGCUGAGGAUUGUGCUGGAGAACAGGGAUCGUGUGGGUUGUGUCUGGCAGACCGUUCGAGACCAUCUAUACCACCUGUGUGUUCAAGCACAGGAUUUCUGCUUCCUUGUGGAGCGGGCAGUGGUGGGACAGCUGCGCCUGGCCAUUCGGCUGCUCCGGAGAGAGGAGAUCAGUGGCCAGGUACUGCUCUCUCUGCGCAUUUUGCUACUGAUGAAGCCCAGUGUGCUGUCCCGAGUUAGCCACCAGGUCGCCUAUGGGCUCCAUGAACUCCUUAAGACAAACGCAGCCAACAUCCACUCAGGGGAUGACUGGGCCACCCUCUUCACGCUUCUGGAGUGCAUUGGUUCAGGCGUGAAGCCUCCAGAUGCCCUGCAGGCCACAGCCAGGGCAGAUGCACCUGAUGCUGGGGCCCAAUCAGACAGCGAGCUCCCAUCCUACCAUCCAAAUGACGUGAGCCUAGACCGAGGUUACACUUCCGACUCAGAGGUCUAUACUGACCAUAACAGGCCUGGCAAGAUACACCGAUCAGCCACAGAUGCUGAUGUGGUCAACAGCGGUUGGUUAGUGGUGGGGAAGGAUGACAUCGAUAACUCCAAGCCAGGGCCUGGGCUCAGUAGACCAGGUUCAUCAUCCCUGGUCAAUCAGUACAGCCUAACAGUGGGGCUGGACCUGGGGCCACACGACACUAAGUCCCUGCUUAAGUGUGUGGAAUCACUGUCCUUUGUUGUGCGAGACGCUGCCCACAUCACACCCGACAACUUUGAACUCUGCGUUAAGACUCUUCGCAUCUUUGUGGAAGCCAGUCUGAAUGGCGGAUACAAAUCCCAGGAGAAACGGAGCAAGAGUCACAAAUAUGACAGCAAAGGAAACCGCUUCAAGAAGAAAUCCAAGGAGGGCUCAGUGCUUCGACGGCCUCGAACCUCAAGCCAACAUGCCACUCGGGGAGGACAUAGUGAUGAUGAUGAGGAUGAAGGCGUGCCAGCCAGCUACCAUACGGUGUCUUUACAGGUCAGUCAAGACUUGUUGGACCUGAUGCACACCCUGCACACACGUGCAGCCUCCAUCUACAGCUCAUGGGCCGAGGAACAGCGCCACCUGGAGACAGGUGGCAGGAAGAUCGAAGCAGAUUCUCGCACCCUCUGGGCACACUGCUGGUGCCCUUUACUGCAGGGCAUUGCUUGCCUGUGCUGUGACGCCCGGCGCCAGGUGCGGAUGCAGGCACUGACCUAUCUGCAGCGAGCACUACUGGUCCACGAUCUGCAAAAGCUGGAUGCCCUGGAAUGGGAGUCCUGUUUUAACAAGGUGCUGUUUCCUCUACUGACCAAGCUCUUGGAGAACAUCAGCCCUGCAGAUGUGGGUGGGAUGGAGGAAACCCGGAUGAGGGCCUCCACCCUGCUCUCUAAGGUCUUUCUGCAGCACCUGUCUCCACUGCUGUCACUCUCUACCUUUGCGGCCCUCUGGCUGACCAUCCUGGACUUCAUGGACAAGUAUAUGCACGCAGGCUCCAGCGACUUGCUGUCAGAGGCCAUCCCGGAAUCUCUGAAGAACAUGCUACUGGUCAUGGACACAGCAGAGAUUUUCCACAGUGCAGAUUCACGAGGUGGUGGCCCCUCUGCCCUCUGGGAGAUCACAUGGGAGCGAAUUGACUGUUUCCUACCCCACCUACGAGAUGAACUCUUCAAGCAGACUGUCAUUCAGGAUCCCAUGCCGAUGGAACCUCAUGCCCCAAAACCUCUCGCCCCAGCCCACCUGACUCCUGCUGCUGGUGACACCAGGACACCUGUCCAUCCACCUCUCCUAGAGAUGCCCUCUGAGCUGGGAGCCUGUGACUUGGAGAAGUCUGAGGGCCCCCGAACUGUCAGUAGCAGCUCCCCAGGAUCACCAGUGGCCUCUAGCCCCAGCAGACUGAGCCCCACCCCAGAUGGGCCUCCACCCCUGGCUCAGCCCCCACUGAUCCUACAGCCCCUGGCCUCCCCACUGCAGGUGGGCGUGCCCCCCAUGACUCUGCCCAUCAUCCUCAACCCUGCGCUCAUUGAGGCCACCUCACCAGUGCCCCUGCUGGCCACACCCCGCCCUACAGACCCCAUGCCCACCUCCGAGGUCAACUAA